CUUGUCUGGCUUUUCUUCACUACUAAAUCUGAUACUAAUAUUUUCAAAUUUACUUCCAAGUUAUCGUUCCGGGUAUUCAGAUCCAGAGCUAAAAAUGGAGUAUUUGGAGAUUGAUUCUUCUUCAUGCAAGCCAUGCAGCCCUGACUCAGAGUUAUCCUCCUUCUCAUCUACCUCAUCAGCUUAUGAUCUGCCAUUAAUGGUUGUUUCGAGUUCCCAUAAGCGAAAAGCUGGUCGAAAGAAGUUUAAAGAGACUCGUCAUCCGGUAUUUAGAGGUGUACGGCAAAGGAGAGGGAGUAAAUGGGUGUCUGAAAUUCGUGAACCUUACAAGAAAUCAAGGAUUUGGUUGGGCACUUUCCUUAGCCCUGAAAUGGCAGCUAGGGCUUACGACGUUGCCGUCUUAGCGCUUAGGGGCAAAUCCGCCGCUCUUAAUUUUCCAGACUCGGCUUCUGUUCUCCCCAGGGCUAAGUCUUCUUCGCCAAAAGACAUACAAAUCGCUGCGUUUGCCGCUGCCGAGGCUUUUAAACCAAUAACUUCAACGGAUAUUGAUCCUCAACCAGUGGGAUGCUCAUCAUCAACCUCAGUUUCCACUGAGAACGACGAAGAAAAGAGCCUUUUAGAUGAUGGCUCGAUGUGGGAUCGUAGUUGGAGCUUGGAGGCCACCAACACUAAUGAUAAUGAGUGGAAUUAUGGUUUCAUGGACGAGGAGGCAUUGUUUAAUAUGCCAGGCUUACUCGAUAGCAUGGCUGAGGGUUUGCUCCUUUCUUCACCUGCUGCUUUGCAGGCACAAGUUUAUGAUUGCGACGAUGACGUAGCUUCCACCUUUAACAUUGAUUUAUGGCGACAUUACUAAUUACAAGCCGGCCUUUGCUAUGUUGUGUUUUUUCUAGUUUCUUUGUUUUCGCUUCAUUUUUCCAGUUUCCUUUAAAAAAAAUUAGUAGAAAAAGUAUACCAAUUAACCAACUGGUCAUACGGUGUUAGGAUUUACAUCAACCUCAUAUUACUUUUAAAUCCAUAGUCUAUGAUUUGGAUUAGGUUUGACGUCACUGGUAUACAUCAUUCUAU
Messenger RNA from Gossypium raimondii (Peruvian cotton), 1062 nucleotides. Its product is annotated as ethylene-responsive transcription factor ERF024. The coding region runs from base 95 to 850 and encodes 251 amino acids. Gene Ontology annotation, molecular function: DNA binding; DNA-binding transcription factor activity. The record is from RefSeq and is a predicted model, not a curated record. NCBI's taxonomy places the organism in Eukaryota, Viridiplantae, Streptophyta, Magnoliopsida, Malvales, Malvaceae. Gene Ontology annotation, biological process: regulation of DNA-templated transcription. The transcript has a single exon.